AUAUUGUGCUAUAUACCUUUAAAAAACAGAAAAUUACGUGUUUCCUAAGCUCCGUCACAAAUCGUGACGGUAUAACAACGAAUUUGUGUAUUUAUUAGACAAUUUGAUCUUAUCUUUUCAUUAUAGGAAAUCUAAUACAAGAGAGUAGUCAUACAGGCCGUGAUGGACUACCUGCAAAAGCAAUUAUUAUGUUUAGCUGAAAAGAUAUUAGAACAGUUAUGGGGGUUUACUCAGGAGGAAAAAAUAGGUAAAAAUAAAAAAAAUAUCGUAUUUUGUUUAUCCAUUCAUUUAUUAUUUUAUAAAGAAAGACUAAUAAAUUUUUAUUACUAAUAAUAGUAAUUCAAUUUCGAGUGAAGAAG
Rhizophagus irregularis DAOM 181602=DAOM 197198 is the source of this 359-nucleotide messenger RNA. The record is from RefSeq and is a predicted model, not a curated record. NCBI's taxonomy places the organism in Eukaryota, Fungi, Glomeromycota, Glomeromycetes, Glomerales, Glomeraceae.